AACUGAGCCACGGACACCAGACGUUUCAACGUGCCUUUGUCACAGAAACAGAAACCGCCAGUGCGAGUUUGUUUGAGGCGACCACGCAGUUUAUUUGAUGUCAAACACCCUGCAGAGGCGUAGAUGGUUUGGUCUGUAGUAGGUGGGACUGCCGAGCGGUCUGCAGCAGGACGUCGUAGAUCAAUGAACCGGACCGAAGGGUUGGUCCAUCGCCUGGUGUGCAUCUGACUGUAUGAGUCAGUAUAGGCUACCUAUGCAGGACCGAGGCUUUUUUUUGUACUGUUAACCAGCUCGUUCAGUAUGUUUUAAAACCGACUCGCUAUUUCAUAGUGCCCCUACACCGCUUGGAUUCCGUCUCUAGUGGCUCCUCGUUGCGAUUUUCUUUUUUUGGGAAAUAAAAUAUAUCUGUAUCUCCAGGAUGAUCUUCGCAAACACAGGCAACCCGCUGAAGACAGUCAAUCGUAAACAGUCCUACCCCAUGACUCCGUCCAGUCCCAGCAGCAGCAGCAACAGCAGCAGCACAGGCCUGGAGCAGCUCAGCAAAACCAACCUGUACAUCCGCGGCCUGCCUCCUGCCACUACAGACCUGGACCUGGUCAAACUCUGUCACCAGUAUGGCAAGAUUCAGUCAGCAAAAGCAAUCCUGGACAAGACAACCAACAAAUGUAAAGGUUACGGCUUUGUGGACUUUGACAGCCCUGCGGCUGCUCUAAAGGCAGUACAUGCUCUGAAAACCAGCGGCAUACAGGCCCAGAUGGCCAAGCAACAGGAGCAGGACCCCACUAAUCUGUACAUUUCCAACUUGCCUCUCGCUGUGGAUGAGAAAGAGUUGGAGAACAUGCUGCAGCCCUUCGGCCAGGUCGUCUCCACCCGGAUCCUCCGAGACUACAGCGGUAACAGCCGAGGCGUGGGCUUCGCCAGGAUGGACACAACAGAGCAGUGUAAUGCAGUCAUCUCCCACUUCAAUGGGAAGUUUAUCAAGAUAGCUUCUGGAACUCUGGCUCCCUCUCAGCCCUUGCUGUGUAAGUUUGCAGACAGUCAAAGGAAGAAACAUGCUCACAGCGGAUUUGUUCCCAAUGGACAUACAGGGGAUCUAAGACUAGGUGCAAUGACUCUUACCUAUGACCCCUCCUCAGCGGCUAUACAGAAUGGGUACUAUCCUUCUCCGUAUCCAAUGAGCAACAGGAUAAUGACAAUGCAGCCUGCGAUGUCUCCCUACAUGUCUCCAGUCUCUGCUUACCAGGUACAGAGUCAUUCUUGGGUGGCACAUCAACCAUAUAUCAUGCAACACCCGGGUGCUGUGAUGUCUCCCUCUGUGGAUCCCUCCAUGUCACUGCACCCUUCAGCCAUGAUUACUCAGCAGAUGGGCCAGCUGUCACUGGGAAACAAUGGAGCGUAUAUUUCAGCCAACCCUGGUGUCCAGGGAGCUUACAUGCCUCAGUAUCCUCCCAUGCAGGCAGCAGCUGAAAACGGCACGCCGCAACAAGUGGAUUCUUCCAACAACUCGUCUCCUUACAGUCAACUCAGCAAGUAAUCACAGUUUUAGGCUUGAUUCCCGCUCUGUGAGCCAGAGGGCAGGUGGGCAGGUUGCCAAUGACAUCCCAGGGGUAACAGUCACCGCCUUCUCUGAUUGGACCAGAUACAUGAACUUUUUUGCACAGCCCCAAUGUUUGUGGUGGAAAAUGAGGACAGUGUAAAAUGGACUCAAGCAGUUGGCUAAUCACAGAAAAAAAAAAAAAAGAUUUAUUUUGAUAAAAAACAACAUGCUCUUUUUUCCCCUCUUUUUUCAAGGAUUCUCAAACAAAUGCCAGAGGACCCCCACCCCUCCCCCAGUAUGAUGUGAUAUUAAAAUGCAUGAGAUUGAGAUAGCCCCCCCCCCUCCAAGAUUUCUAUGAUUUUAUAGUUCCUUUAUUUGUGAUAUAUGAAAGAAAAACUUGCAAAACCUUGUUUGCACUGAAGUUUAAAGUUUCAGAAUAUCCUCAUUUUGCUUUUCAAAGUCGCCACAAAAUAGCUUACAAAAUCAAAUAAUGUUUGACUGCAAUCGACAGCUGAUACAGGUGGCCAUUUCAUUAGGUAAUUAAUGCAUUUAUUAUUGGAAAAGGUGCCUUCCUUAUGUCACAUCAAACAUUCUCCAACAUUUCUUUCAUCGAACUUGAUCAGGUGUCAUAUUUCAUAUCUGAUUAAUCAAACGUGUGUGUGUGAAAUCAUAGAGAUUUCCAUUGAGUGUUUCGCUAUCUAGUCUUCUGGUAGCAAUAAAGACAAUGAGAGUCCCACGGCAAUACUGAGAAAAAAGAACGGUGACAGACACAGAGCAAGGUAAUUCCUUAUUUUCCCUCUUUCCUUUUUUAAAAAAUCUUCAAGACAUGACAUGAAAAAAAGAGCCGUACUUUUAUGAAAUUACAAGUUUUACACCCAAUGGACAUCUUUUAGGAGGUUUUUUUUUUUCUUCUUGUGGUCAGUUUGACCAGUGAUCUACCUCAUUAGUUCUGCUGGAGUCUGCUGGUGUUAUGGGGUUUGCAGGUAAAGCCCCCUUGUUCACCAGAAUGGACGAAGCAGAACAAAAGCCACGCUCAGGAGCUGGCUAAAUAGGACUUCUGCCCGUCUGUCUCCCACAUGCAGCGUUUCUCUUCCUGAUCUGUAAAGAAACAUUGUGCUUUACUUCAUCUUUAUUUGUCAUUGCUUCUGUUCUGGUGUUUCUUUUUCUCACUAUGAUGAGCAUUGUUUGGUUGUGAGGCUCCAUUUUAGAGAUUCAAUGUAAGACAACUACUAGCUACUCCUUGAAAUAGUUGGUUUACAAUGUGCUUGAAACAAAUGAAUGCAGGCUACGUGCAUUUAUUUUGUACAUUCUUCUGCCUUUGCCAUUUUAGACAAAUCUUAGAUGACUCACCACUUCCCCUUACCUUUUCUCUUUUUCCUUUAAUCUUGGGUUACACUGCUCUCCAAAAAUAACGCUAGGAUUUGGCUAAAUUGUGGUCAUUUGGUUAUACAGCAGCUUAAUUGUGUACAUGCCAAACAAUUUGGAUCUCAAAUCUUGCCUCAUGCAAAAAAAAAUGCAACAAUCAUGUAUGAAGUACUUUAAAAGCAGCAGUAUUUUACAAGAAUUUGAUGGAAGUUGAGGUUGGCUUGUUCAGAAUAAGAUUUGUAAAAAUAUAUGCGUUCGGGGCCAAAAGUGAAGAAUAAGUGAGUUGUAUUGUUUGCUUUGCUUUUUUUCUUCAAAGUGAUUAUUUCUGAUGUAAGAACUCUACACUACUAUGAGACAAGAAAAAUGGUUUAAGCUGUAUGGUCGCGGUGCUUUUCCCCGAUCAAUAGUACUGUAGCAGUAAACGCUCACCUUUGGAAAAUACAAGCAGUAACCUGCUUUUACUGAGUGUGCUUUCCCAUUCUGAACUUUUGUUGCUGCAAAAAAAAAUGUAAAAAUGAAAAAAAAUCUUGUACAUGUUAUCCUCAUUGCUUCCCCCUGUCGCCUUCAACUAAUUCUCAAGCAAUCUUCUCCUUGCUCUCUCCUUUGAAAACAUUGGAAUAAAAACAGUGCUGAAUAAAAGGCUCUUCUCUUUCUCA
Molecule: messenger RNA, 3558 nt
Organism: Sander lucioperca (pikeperch)
Lineage: Eukaryota; Metazoa; Chordata; Actinopteri; Perciformes; Percidae
Gene: rbms1a
Product: RNA binding motif, single stranded interacting protein 1a
Exons: 14
Coding region: 419-1534 (371 amino acids)
Cellular component (GO): cytosol; ribonucleoprotein complex
Molecular function (GO): mRNA binding
Source: RefSeq, a predicted model, not a curated record